UUUGGCUCACCAAGUCCAGACUGACCGUCAAUCAACCAUUCAAAAUAGUCCAACUUUCUCAUCCACUCCCAACACACUCAGGCUAAUUUACAGAAGCCAAAUAAUCUACAAACCCACAUGUUUUGGGAUACGGAGCACCCAGAGGAAAUCCAUGCAGCCACAGGGAAAAUGUGUGAACUCCACACAGACAACAGCCGAGGUCAGGAUUGAAACUGGGUCUGCGGUGCUGUGAGGCAGCAGGUCUACCAGCUACGCCACUUUGUAAUUUUGUGAAUUAUUAAUAGGUUACUCAGGUUAAGAGGGAACCAAGCCCGUGAAUAAAGGACAUGAGCAGAAACCCUGGAGUGAGGAUCUUUUAGACAUGGAAAUAGCUGGUUUUAGAGACAGCAUAGAUAAAAGUUCAAAGCUCAGCUCAGGUUAAAAAAGAUACCAACGUCACAAUCUGCCUGUUUCAACUUCAGAUGCUUACUGGGGAGAGGGAUGAAGUUGGUGGAUAGGGUAUAGAAUUAGUGGCAGGAACUGAAGAUAAUGUCUCAAUCUUCCCAAUACUUCAUAUUCAUACAUGGUCUUAAAAAUGCUAAAUAUCUUCACUCACAGAUUCUCCCCUGUCUGACUACACUUAAUUUCGUCUUGAUCCCUAAGAAUGUAUUUCAAUAUGUUUAAACAGAUUUACAAAAAGUGACGGCUAGGAAGCCAAAAUAAUAGCUCAUCAUAAAUAAUUAGACAGAGAUGUGUCUAUAAUUAAAUUAAGCAUUUGGAUUGCUGCCUCACAGGUGUAGCAACCUAGGUUCAAUCCCAACCUCAGGUGCUGGGUCUGUAGUUUGCAUAUUCACUAUGACUCUGCAAGUUUCCCCCUGGCUGGCUGGUUUCCUCGCAGAUCCCAAAGACAUACAGGUUGGAAGUCUAAAUGAACUAUGUAAAUUACCCAAAAUGUAAUUAUUUGGUAAAAAGAAUCAUAGAAACAUAGAAAAUAGGUGCAGGAGUAGGCCAUUCGGCCCUUCGAGCCUGCACCGCCAUUCGAUAUGAUCAUGGCUGAUCAUCCAACUCGGUAUCCCAUCCCUGCCUUCUCUCCAUAUCCCCUGAUCCCUUCAGCCACAAGGGCCACAUCUAACUCCCUCUUAAAUAUAGCCAAUGAACUGGCCUCAACUACCUUCUGUGGCAGAGAAUUCCACAGAUUCACCACUCUCUGUGUAAAAAAUGAUUUUCUCAUCUCGGUCCUAAAAGACUUCCCUCUUAUCCUUAAACUGUGACCCCUAGUUCUGGACUUCCCCAACAUCGGGAAUAAUCUUCCUGCAUCUAGCCUGUCCAACCCCUUAAGAGUUUUGUAAGUUUCUAUAAGAUCCCCCCUCAAUCUUCUAAAUUCUAGUGAGUACAAACCGAGUCUAUCCAGUCUUUCUUCAUAUGAAAGUCCUGUCAUCCCAGGAAUCAAUCUGGUGAACCUUCUCUGUACUCCCUCUAUGCAGAUGAGCAUGAGGGGGAGAUUUGAUUAAAGGGAAACACGAGUGGAAAUGCAAUAGAGAAAAUUAUUGAGGGAGCAGACAUAGAUUCAAUGGGCUAAAUGCCCCUCUUCAAUAUUGUAAGAAAUAUGAUUAAAAAAUAAUACUAAUAAAAAGUACUCAAUCCAUACUACCGACAUCUCCGUCUACGAAUAUAGCACAAAAAUAUUUGUAGCCAUUAUUCUAGUAUUCAGCAUAAUCAGCAUCAGAAUGAAGACUGUCAUACCAGUAAUAUUUAAAAAAAUUAAGAGAUGGGAAGGAAACAGUAAAAAAAGGAAUCAGGAGAAUUUUGAUGUACAGUUCCAAAGAUGGAUUUUAGGCUUUACAUGAAGUGACAUACCCUCUUCUAAUGGACAAGUUUUAGUCUCACAGCUCCACUUCUUUUUAGUAACAAGUAACAAGUAAGUAACAAGUAGCCUUUAUUGUCAUUCAGACCUUGCAGUCUGAACAAAAUUUUGUUGCCUUGCAGUCCUACAUAUAGUAAAAAUUACAAAACACACAAUAAACUCAAAUUAACAUCCACCACAGUGAGUUCACCAGGCACCUCCUCACUGUGGUGGAAGGCAAAAGUCUUAAGUCUUUGUCUCAUCCCUUCUUAUUCUCCCUCUGCGCCGAGGCCGCUGCCCCAGCCGCUGCUGUGGUGUUAAUAAUGAGAUUCAUCUCAGAUUACAGAUACUGAUCAAUUGAUUAAAUGGGCAAAUAGAAUUAAAUCCAGCCAAAAUGUAAGAUGACUGGUAGCACGUGGGGAGUAAGUACUGUGGAAGAGGGACUACGGUCUAUCCUUAAUUUGGUUUUCCAAUGCCUGGGAGCGAAUGUUGCCAACCGGCACAUUCCAGGGGCACAUGCUAAAGGAUGCACUUAAGAAUGGCAGAGAAUGGAAAGGCAUUGUGGGGAAAGACUGAGGUCCAUUUGCCAUUAGACAUUCAGUCUUUAGAUGAAAGGACUGAAUCCAUUGUAAUAACCUCCCAAACACUUAUUGGGUACAAUGCUCAAAAAGACCACAAGUGGCACUGGUGCUUUGUACACAGAAUGCAUUAGACUGACAGCAUUGAAUCUAAGGAAAACCAUAUACUGAUUUGCGUUUCCUGUAUCUUUUUUUAAAAUGAAAAUCCAAGACUUUCUAAAAGUGCCGCAUAAGUACCAGGGAAGGAAGCGUUUGGAAAACUAGCUUUUGUUAGCAAGAAAAUAGAAGAGUGGUUAUGGUAAGUUUUAUAAAAUAUCAGUAAUGCCAUAACUUGGAUAUUGUGAGCCAUUCUGAUCACUACACUAUAGAAAGGACAUGAUUGCACGAGAAACAUGCAGAUGAGAUGCAUCAAGAUGUGCAGGAACUGCAGAUGCUGGUUUAAAUAAAAAAUAGACACAAAAUGCUUGAGUAACUCAGCGCAACAGGCAGCAUCUCUGGAGAGAAGGAAUGAGGGACGUUUCCUCAGAUGGAGCUUUUUCAAUUAUGAGAAUAGACGUAUACAAAAUUAUGUGGAGCACGGACAGGGAAGACAAUAGAACACUUCUUCCUAUAGCAAAGGACAUGGGUUUAAGGUAAGAGCUUUAGAGAGGAUCUGGGAAGAAUAUUUUCACCCAGAGGAUGGUUACAACCUGAAAUGCACAGCCUGAAUGGACAAUGGAAGCUGAUACUUUCACACCAUAUCACGUAUCUAGAUAAGCACUUGAAUCACCAAGGCACAGAAGGUUAUCAAAUGUUUGUAAAUGUGUAGAUGAGUAAAUUAGGGUCAUAAACUAUGGUGAACAGUUAAGAGUUUCAGUGAAAUGUCUUAUCCAAAAGAGCAGCAGCAUGGCAACACCACACCAAACUGAAAUAAUUUUUAUAAAGUGCAGCUUGAAUCACAAUUGUUAAUAAAAUGUUAAAAUAAAUAAUUACAAUAAUGCGGAUACAAAAAGUACUUUCUUGAGGGAAUCAGAGAAUUGUGAGCAUAACUUUAAGGUGAAAGGGGCAAAUUUUAAGGAGAUGCACAGGGCAAGUUUUUUUUUUCCUUUACAGAAAGCGAUGGGUACCUGGAACAUGCUGCCUGGGGUGGUGGUGUAGGCAGAUGUGACAGUGACAGGCAGCUUCUCUGGAGAGAAGGAAAGGGUGACAUUUCAGGUCAAGACCCAUCUUCAGACUGAGAGUCGGGGGAGAGGGAGUGAAACUAGUCAGAUAACUUGGGUGGGGGAGGGAUAGAGAGAGAGAGGUAAAACUGGGUUAUUUGAAGUUAGAAAAAUCAAUAUUCAUGCCUCUGGGUGGACUUAAAAAGCUGGAGUAAUUCAGCGGAUCAGACAGCAACUAUGAAGAAAUAGGUGACUCCUCGGGUUGAGAUCCUUCUUCAGACUGAGUCAGGGGAGAGGGAAACAAGAGAUAUAGACUGUGAUGUAGAGAUAUAGAACAAAUGAAUGAAAGAUAUGCAAAAACUAACGAUGAUAAAGGAAACAUGCCCUUGUUAGCUAUUUGCUAGGUGAGAACAAGUUACAGGCAAUGAGAUUCAACAAGACGACUUUGAGGCUGGUGCAUCAGAUGGGGGAUGGAUGGAGAGAGGGAAUGUAGGGAUUACUUGGCGAAAUCAAUAUUCAUACCGCUGUCACUCCAGCAUUAUUAUUGUUUGUUUUUUGUGUGUAUGUAUGUGUGUAUAUAUGGCCUGUGUUGUUAUUGUCUCGUUCAAUGUGUAGUUUGUUGUAGAUUUUAUAUUGUUUUUAACUGUGUAUAUGUGGGGGGCGGGGGUGGGAGGAACUUUUAAUCUCUUCCCUGCACGGCAGACCUGACCUUUUCCCUGCUGGGUCAACGUUGUUGUUGGGGCCUAGCACCGUGGAGCGGCCUCCAGCCAGAACGACCUGGAGGCUCCAGAGCCUGUGGACUUACCAUCGUGGGGCUAGCCGGCCUCGGGGCAUGGGGAGCUGUGGUGGCACGCGGCUGUGACCAGACUUUGGAGCUUCGGAGGCUCCAGUUGCAGGCCUGUGGAUGGUGACAUCGGAAGCUCGCGGGUCCCUGGUGGGAGACCGCUGUUCGGAGCUCCCGCGGCGGCAGCUUUUCCCGCCCGAGUUGUGGAGCUGAAAAGGACCCGGAGCGGGGCCUGACAUCGAUCGGCGUGGCUUUAACGGCCGCGGGACUUGCCAUCACCCGCCGGGGGCUUUAACAUCGGGAGAGGAUGGAGAGCAGUGGAGAGACAAGACUUUGCCUUCCAUCACAGUGAGGAGGAGAUUCACUGUGAUGGAUGUCUGUGUGAAUUGAGUUGGUUGUGUGUCUUGUAAAAUUGUUUCUUCUUGCUGUAUGGCUACAGAAAUGCAAAGUUCCUAACGGAAAAAUAAAGUUCAUUGUAUUGUAUAUAUAUGUAUGUAUUUGCAUGUGUAUAUACACACACUUAAGUUUUUUUUCUCUAUCGUUUAUUAUAUUGUUUACAGUGUAUUGUGUUAACAUAUUGUUCUGUUGUGCUGCCGCUGCAAGUAAGAAUUCCAUUGUUCUCUCUGGCACAAUGUAUAAAACACUCUUGGUAGUCUGUGUCUGCGGGACCGCGCGUGCGCGCUGGCAGAUCGCCGGCUCCGCACGCAUGCGCGGUGGCGGUCCUCGGGGCUUGGCGCGCACGUCGCCUCCCCGCGCCGCUAACAAAGAGAGAGAGAGACAACGGUAACUCGGCGCCGCGGUCCCCGCCCGCCUGUCCGGCCACAGAUACAGCUGUCUUCUUUAAUCUACUGCUAUGUUUGAUGGUAUUCUACACCCUCUAUUACAUGAUCGGAAGUGUCUGCUUUGGUGCAUUCAGGCUUGAGUUAUUCGAUGGGUUGUUUCCAUUUGACUUUAAAACACAAGUUUCAAUGUCUAGCCCGAAAUACCUAGUGAUCCUGCUGUCCAUGGAACUCACCUAUUUCAUCAGUGGUCUGGUGUUUGCGGCUAUAGUUAAGAAGUGGAUCUGGGAUUACUCAGUCACCGUUACACUCAGCCAUGUCGUGCUGAGUUGUGCUCUGAUGGGUGCAUUCCCUGUAGCAUGGCAAUGGUGGGUUGCAAUACUUGUCGGCAUGACGAUGAUGAUCUGUAAUGGUCAGUUGGUGGCAUACUUCAUUUGUCAAAAGAAUCACAGUUACCUAUCGGACAUUUGAGAGAAUACUGAUGAAACGUGGCAGCUGAAAUCAAAGACUCAAGGCCAGUUCUCUGCAUGGACUGACAAAAUAUCUAUUCAUUUUAGUGGAAAACAUAUAAGCAAUAUCACGGAUAAAUGCUUGAUAGGUAACUGCAUUUUGAAUAUGAUCAGAUGGGUUAGUUUUACAUGAAUGUUAUAAAAAUCACAAACUAUUUAUACAAGAGACUAUAUUUUACUACUUUGUUCUUCUGUAACUGUCCCAAAAUAUCUGAACGUUUCAAUGUUGCUGCUUUCCAUGAUUUUGUUAAAAAGUAAAAUGGUGGUAAUUUUAAUUUCAUACAAAGCUGGACCACACAGUUCGUCAGCUUGAGGAAAAAAUGUUGCUUUUGACAUACCCGUUACUUGAUGGGAAUUGUUAAAAUAAAAUAAACUUGGGUAAAUAACAACACAGUGGAAACGUUCAGUAGUCAGGCCUGCUGUUGCUUCGUGUGACUCGGUGUGACUCAGUGUGGAUGUAAAAACAAACUUGACAAGAUUUAAAGCUUUGAGCAUUAAAGCAUUUGUUAAUUCAGAUUUUCUUUUUAUGUUGAUUGUUAUUUAUUCAUGGAUGAAAAUUAGAAUUCAAAUGCUCCCCAACAUGUAAAUUCACAGCAUUCAUAUAAAAGAUUAAAAAUUAUUUUGUCUCAAUGGAGAAAUAUAUCCAAUAUUUAUUACCUAGAAAGUUUAACAUUUACCAUUGUAAAAAAGACAUGCAUUUUUGCAAUUAAAGUAAACUUUGGAUAAAUAA
This is a messenger RNA of Leucoraja erinaceus (little skate), 6341 nucleotides long. RefSeq names its product transmembrane protein 244 (gene tmem244). Lineage: Eukaryota; Metazoa; Chordata; Chondrichthyes; Rajiformes; Rajidae. The transcript is spliced from 6 exons. The record is from RefSeq and is a predicted model, not a curated record. The coding region runs from base 5184 to 5573 and encodes 129 amino acids.